GAGGCAUCUAGUGGACGAGUGCCACGCUGUAGUGGGCGAUGUGUGCUCCACUGUGGCAGACGCCAUGCAGCGCUCGAUCCAGCAAAAGAACUCGCUCGUGUCUGAGAUGGAUAUCAGCGAAGUCCUCGAAGUCGCCGAAAGUGUGCGUCAGGAGUAUCACGACACUGCGUGGGAGUAUCUGAAGAUUGCCUCUACACUGCUUGUCUUUUUGAGUGCGUCGGAGGGCAAUGCCUUCACAGUUCAGAUUAAGGAGCGGCCUGCUGUCUCGCCUGGCCUCAGCCGUCUCGUGAAAGUCUUUUACCCGUACCUGGUCACCCACCCUCGAGAAGAGCUCGGCGAUAACUGGAACCCUGUCAGCAGCGUCCUGACAGCUAUGGGGCUGCUGGUGAACCAAAUCUACGUCUUGCUGGAUCCCAUGUGCAAGACGCUGCUCCUCGCGGUGCAGUUGUGCAGUCGCUCGAAUCAGGACUCGCAGGACGAAGACGACUUUGCCGUCUUCCCCAAAGUCACCGUCAUUUGUGAUCGAGACGAUGUGCUGAAUUCCAGCGUGGAAUACGUUUGGCAGCAGCAUCUAGCGUCCGAGAAGGCCACCCCGAACUUCUUGCUCUUCCCCUUCUUCAAGAGUUCAUUCGGCGAGAAACUCGUGGAGGGGGUGACGGUAGAGGAAGGGGAAGGCAAGGGCCCCCUGAAGGAAUGGUUCGUGCUGGUGGGCAAACAAUUGGCGUCAAAGUGGAAGCAAGUACCGGCAAACAAACUGUUAGCAGAGGCGAGCUCGACCCAGAUCACCGCGAGUGGGAAUGCGGUGACAAUCCCCGGUGCCGCUGCCGUCGUGUGUCCUGGUUUUCAGCUCGAAUGGGAGACCAGCGAAGGAGAAACGAUCUGUCGCGUUGUCAAUAAGGUCGUAGAGGACGACACUUUCCUGAUGGACCGAGGCGUGCCGACGCAUUCGCUCUCGCUCUCUCAAGUGCGCGUUUCGGCGCCAAAUGCUGCCGUGUUCGAAUACGUGCAAGGCUCCGAAAGCUACUGGCUCAACGAGAACACGGUCCAUUCACGCGAGACGCGCGACGUUUUGACCUUCGUCGGGUGGUUCUUUGCCAGUGCCGUGACGCACUUCAGCUCGAUACAGUUGAGGAUCCAUCCGCUCUUCUUCCGCUUGCUGCUGAACCCGCACCACUGUGUGACGCUGGAGGAGACUGAACUAUUCGAUCCGCAGCUGUUCAAGUCUUUGUCCGGGAUAAAGGACAUGAAGCCCGCCGAUUUCGCCGAGUACCUGAAGUUUGAAGGGGCGGACGAGAGCCUCAGCGUCGAGGCGUACAUCGCCAAAGUGCUCGAGGACAAGUUCGGGCCAGCGUCCGGGAUCGGGUGGCAAAUGAACUGUGUGCGUCGCGGAUUCACUCGGGUGAUUGCCAUCGACCAGCUCAGUCGAGUUGGGAUCUCAGAGGCAGACCUGGUGGACAGCAUCUGCGGCAGCGUUGGUGGAGCUGGCGAUGAUUUUGCGGUCAACGAAGUGUUCAGAGUGGCCGCAGACUCGGACUUCACUCGGUGUCAACCGCUCGCGACCGCGUUCUGGCGAACGGUGAACAGCUUUGAGCCGCCGUUCAAGCGGAAAUUCAUCAAGUUUGUGACUGGAGUGGAUACGUUGCCCCUGGCAGGCACCGAGGUACGUUCUGCAGUGGACUUCAUGUGAUAUUUAUGUUGUGACUAACCGCGUGUGUGUGCUCUUAUGCUUCGUGCGCGCGUGUUCAGUUCUUGCGGAUUGAGAUGCCGUUCACCGCCAUCUCCGGAGCCGAGCACGAAAAGUGCCUUCAGAUGUUGCCACAGGCUCAUGUACGUCUCGUGUAGCAGCACUAUGUGGACGGUGGCAACUUUCACUGACACUCGCACUCUCUGUUUACACUUUACGCUUCUCUAGACUUGCGACAAUACGCUGGAGCUACCGCACUACUGGAAGGCGCUUUGCUGGAGAGAGCAGCACAACGAGCACGAACCAAACAGCAAACUGGAGGACGAAUUGGCACUUGUACUCGGCAAGAAGCUGCGAGAUGCAGUCGAAUACUCGAGCGGCUACGGGCUUGACGGCACGUCAGCGGUCGCAGGUGUCUUC
Molecule: messenger RNA, 2104 nt
Organism: Phytophthora sojae
Lineage: Eukaryota; Oomycota; Peronosporomycetes; Peronosporales; Peronosporaceae
Exons: 1
Coding region: 65-1687 (540 amino acids)
Molecular function (GO): ubiquitin-protein transferase activity
Source: RefSeq, a predicted model, not a curated record